AUGGAGGCUAACUAUGAAAAGAAAUAUGCUGAUUUUAUCGGAACACUUGAAAAGCUUUUCUGCAAAAAAUCAAACGAAUCUGUUGAAGAUAUGAGCAACUUAAUUUCAAAUGUUUUAAUAUCUAAGUAUCAACUUUCCUUAAAAUCACUUGAAAAGAUUAUUAAAUUGGCAGGACAAUGCAAUUAUGCUUACGUAGAGAGUUAUUUCAAAAUAUUAGAACUAAUUUGUUCGAAAUGCACGAAAAUUACAGAAUUAAAAUCAAAAUUACCAAUGGAGGGUUCAGUUGAAUACAUGGUUAUGCACGAUCAAAUAGACAAAUUUAAGGAAUAUGUUUCACAAAAAGAUGUCAAAUUUUCCUUAGAUAUUAUUGAUCUGAAAGAUUUUGAAGGGCUAAAUGAUCAAGACCUAGAUGCAUGUGAUUCCACCAAUUUAUCAUUAUUUGAGGCAUGCGCAUAUUUUGGAUCUGUAAACAUUUUCAUAUUCUUAAUUUCAACUCAACAACCUAAAAUUUCUAAAAAAGUUCUUUUAUACUCAUUAAUCGGACGGAAUACAGAUAUUAUUAAUGAGUGCAUGAAACAUAAGAAAAUGAACAUAGAUUGCCUCAGAUUCAUUGUGAGAACUCAUUUCAACGAAAUGCUUGAAUAUGUUAUCGAAAAUAAGAUAUUUGAUUACCAAGAUUUCCUAGAAGAAGAAUGGAUAUAUGAUGUAAAUUGGUGUGGGAAAUUUGAUUAUCAAGCUCCUUUCGAAGAUAUUAUCGAAUACCAAAACUUGAAAGCUGUAUUCUUGCUUUACAAGAAAUUCAAAACAAAAAUCUUUCCAUGGUGUGCUGCAUUUCCACAAACAAUCGAUAUUAUCAAAAAAGAAACAAAUCCUCGCAAUCCUGACUACCGUAAUAAUAAUAUUCUAAUUUACGCAUGCCACUCCCAAAAUGGUGAUAUAUGUAAAUUUUUAUUAAACUAA
Trichomonas vaginalis G3 is the source of this 960-nucleotide messenger RNA. Its product is annotated as spectrin binding. The coding region runs from base 1 to 960 and encodes 319 amino acids. The record is from RefSeq and is a predicted model, not a curated record. The transcript has a single exon. NCBI's taxonomy places the organism in Eukaryota, Parabasalia, Trichomonadida, Trichomonadidae.